This is a messenger RNA of Dichomitus squalens LYAD-421 SS1, 1233 nucleotides long. RefSeq lists its product as uncharacterized. The coding region runs from base 1 to 1233 and encodes 410 amino acids. The record is from RefSeq and is a predicted model, not a curated record. The transcript is spliced from 4 exons. Lineage: Eukaryota; Fungi; Basidiomycota; Agaricomycetes; Polyporales; Polyporaceae.
AUGGGACGUCCACUUGGCACCCGUACCGGUCCCCCAGUCGUAAUAUACGUGGGUGCCUUUGCACGUUUGCGAGACAAGCUUGCAUCACUCGACGACCGCAAAGCAAUGCAAGAUGCAAGACAUCUCUUCAUCGAGUCAUGCAAGCUGUAUCCUACAGAGGCGGACCGCAAGAAUGCUGUUCCUCCCCUCCUCGAAAAGCUGCUAGACGUCAACUCCUCGCGUCGCCACCCCAUAUCUCCUGGCGAGAAGCUGGCUGAGUUUGACGCUGUUAACACCAUUGAUGUAGAUGGUGCAGUUCAGGCGUAUACACUUAUCGUCGAGGUGAAGAACGAGCUAGGUAUAUCUGGCGCCAGUGGCGUCCAGUGUGCUUUUAUCUACGAACAGGCUGUCUCCCUUCCUAGAUAUCAACUAAUCUGCAACCCUCCGUGCUGCCCCAGCAUCCUCCUUGCAGUGGCUGGCCCCUACCUUUGCUUCUAUGGCGCUAUUCUCGCAGACACCUUCGUCGUCCAGCCUUUCACGGACUACAUCUACCUUGGUGGGGACCCUAACCCGGACGCACGUAUCGUCCAUACGGCCAGGCGCUUCUUAGCAUUCAGAGAGGCCAUUCGCGAAGCGAGAUCAUAUUUCAGGGGCCUACAUCAGGACAUUCCUGGGCCCCCGCGAGCCGCACGUCUUCCCUGUCCGACGUAUACCACCAGCUCUGACGCCAUCCGAAACUUGCACCACGUCGACCGUUCGCUCUUCUCCGCGGAGCUCAACGACGAAGCUGUCCUCGUCAAGUUCUGCACGCGGUACGGUGCGGACGCCCAUCGCUAUCUCGCGGGCAGAAAUCUCGCUCCUGUACUGCGUCACUGCAUCAAGCUUGUAGGACAGGUGACCAUGGUGGUCAUGGACGUCGUAGAGGAUGCAGCGAGUGCGUACUACAAGUACAUCAAUCGCGACUUGCCGAAAAGUCUGGUGGAUAAGGUCGAGGAGGUGGUGAAGGCUCUCCACGACGAGGGAUAUGUUCACGGGGACAUACACCGACCAAAUAUCAUGGUGCGGGAAGGCGAUACGCUGAGCGUAAUGCUUAUGGACUUCGAUUGGGCCGGAAAAGCUGGAAAGACGCACUAUCCGGUUAGUCUCAAUCUCUCCGGCAACAUUGCUUGGGCGACAGGUACAGAAGCGGGGGGUCUCAUUGUUAUGGGCCAUGACGACCACAUGGUUGAGAUGCUCCGCAAAGGUGGCAAAUGA